This is a messenger RNA of Microthlaspi erraticum, 1857 nucleotides long. NCBI's taxonomy places the organism in Eukaryota, Viridiplantae, Streptophyta, Magnoliopsida, Brassicales, Brassicaceae. The record is from the annotation of a GenBank genome assembly.
AUGGAUAGAGGGCAUAAUAUGAAUCGAAUGAAGAGGAUCUUAGAGGACAACGAUGACGACAAGCCUGAGCGAAAGCGUCCUGCUCUUGCUAGUGUGAUUGUUGAAGCUAUGAAAGUAGACAGUUUGCAGAAGCUUUGCUCGUCCUUGGAACCUAUCCUCCGCCGAGUUGUCAGUGAGGAAAUCGAACGUGCCUUGGCAAAAUUAGUCCCUGCAAGGCUCAGUGGAAGUUCUGGAUCUUCUCCGAAACGAAUUGGAGGUCCGGAUAGCCGCAACUUGCAGCUGCAUUUCAAGUCUAGGCUCGCUCUCCCUUUAUUCACUGGAGCAAGAGUGGAAGGAGAGCAAGGCGCAACGAUCCACGUUGUAUUGGUUGAUGCAAACACUGGACGUCCUGUAACAUUUGGACCUGAAGCUUCUCUAAAACUUGAGGUUGUUGUGCUCGGUGGUGACUUCAACAGCGAGGAUGAAGAAGACUGGACGGAGGAAGAGUUUGAAAGCCAUGUUGUUAAAGAGCGUGAAGGGAAGAGACCGUUGCUUCACGGAGAACUGUGUGUUGUGCUCAAGGAAGGGGUAGGCACUUUGGGGGAGCUAGUUUUCACGGAUAACUCGAGUUGGAUUCGGAGUCGGAAGUUCAGGCUUGGUUUAAGGGUUGCCUCUGGGUGCUGUGGUGGUGGUAUACGGAUACGUGAGGCAAAGACUGAGUCUUUCGUUGUUAAAGAUCACAGGGGAGAAUUGUACAAGAAGCAUUAUCCACCUGGUUUGAGUGAUGAGGUGUGGAGAUUGGAGAAGAUUGGUAAAGAUGGUGCGUUCCAUAAGAGGCUAACCGUUGCAGGAAUUGUAUGUGUGGAAGACUUUCUGAGAAAAUUGGUCAGGGAACCUGCAAAACUACGUGGUAUUCUUGGAAGUGGCAUGUCAAACAAGAUGUGGGAUGUGCUAGUGGAGCACGCAAAGACAUGUGUCUUAAGUGGUAAGCUUUAUAUCUACUAUGCUGAAGAUUCAAGGACUGUCGGUGUUGUGUUCAAUAACAUCUACGAGUUAAAUGGCCUUAUCUCUGGGGAUCAAUACUUCUCUGCUGAUUCACUCUCUGACAGCCAAAAGGUAUAUGUGGAUGGAUUAAUGAAGAAAGCAUAUGAAAACUGGAACCAAGUUGUAGAGUAUGAUGGCAAAACUCUGUUGAACUUCAACCAGCCUGAGCGGUUUGAUAUUUCUCAGACUGAUGAUCCUGCAAACUACGCUGUCCAUCCGAUGCAAGUGACAGGGCUUCCAUCUUCACUGCCUUCUAAUCACUAUCCGGUGGUUUCUGAAUUCUCAAUUGGAGGGUAUAAUCAACCGCAGCAAGAUCAGUUUAUGGGAUACGUAGCUCAGACUCAUGACCUAAAUGAACAAUUCCAAAUUGUUUCGCAGCAAGAUCAGUUUAUGGGUGGACAUCAAACUCAACACACCAUAGAGAAUGAAAAUGUAACCGGACCGGCUAUUGGUCCUCCACAGUUAUUCACAGGCGGGUACCAAGACAUAGGUACAUCUCUUCAUCAGGCAAAUCUUAAUCCUUUAGAAAACUGGUCAAACCAGAGCGAGAACGGCUUCUUCUCGGAGGAAGAGAUCAGGCGAAGAAGCCAUGAGCUGCUAGAGAAUGAGGACAUGCGACAGCUGCUCCAGGUUUUCAGCAACGGAGAAGACGGAUUUGCUUUUAUGCCAAAUACACCGUUGAUGCAAGGAUAUGAAGAGGACCGUGUAAGGUCAGGAAAAGCAGUUGUUGGGUGGCUGAAGAUAAAAGCAGCAAUGAGAUGGGGAAUCUUCAUAAGGAAGAAGGCUGCUGAGAGAAGAGCUCAGAUUGUGGAGCUUGAUAAUGUUGAUGACUAG